AUGAUGGACUACAAGUCCUCCAUUUAUGGAAGAGUCGGCGGCGCAUCUGAUCUGGUGGGCUUGUCACCGGCAAAUGCGCCUGGCCCUGUUGACGAUGAGGAGUGGAAGCGCCUUUUCAACUUUGAACGCUAUGCUGCCGAAAAUACACCGUCCGCGUCGGCCGAGCGGAAUGAACAGCCUGCCAAUACCGAGCAUCGUUCUCCCGUCGAGCCGAAGGUCGCACAGUCCAACUCCGAACAGGACUGUAGUCGAGCUUCGCAGGACCAGGCUCUCAAUGGCCAGGACACCGGCGCCCAGAUGGAGGCUGAACCGGCAGUAAAGAGGGCUCGCGUCGAAACACAGUCCCCUGCCGAGAACCUGCCGCGAUGUUCUCCAAACCAUCGAGCUGAGCCUAGAGUUGGAGACCAGAUUGCUCCAAUGACUUGGCAGCAGGGACAGCAACGUGCGCCUCAAUGCAGCCCUCGGUUGCCGAAGUGCUCCCAGUCCUCGGCAGAGUUGGUGCAGGCGAUGGCUUCGAUGCGUGCGCCGAAUCAGGCGCCGAAUGCUGAGAAACCGUUGCGUUUCACCACAUGCUCAGGCGUUGGUGUUUCUUUGCCGACUGGACCGGCCCACGUUCCCGCCAUCACUAGACUGGCCCCCGUUCCUGGCACCGAGUCUUCAGGUGAACUCGUGAACGCGAGGAUGCCGCUGCAGCUGUUGCGGGCCGGGAUCGAGCAACAGAGCGCUCGUAAAGAGGCACUUCGCAGGGAUCUUCGGACAAAGCCCUACUUCUGCCCGUGCCAAAACCGUCAAGCUCCAGCUGAGGCUAGCGGUUCGCAAGAGCUGACAUCGAAGCAUCAGCAGUCGCCUGCGCCCGUUGUGACUUUCCAGACCCCGGGUACAGCUAGGCCAUAUGACCUGCCAUGGGUGUUGGUAGCUGAGGGGACUACUCCUCAACCUGGCGCUGUUCUCAGAAGGGAGCCACAACACUGA
Colletotrichum karsti is the source of this 972-nucleotide messenger RNA. RefSeq lists its product as uncharacterized. Bases 1 to 972 code for a protein of 323 amino acids. The record is from RefSeq and is a predicted model, not a curated record. The transcript is spliced from 2 exons. Lineage: Eukaryota; Fungi; Ascomycota; Sordariomycetes; Glomerellales; Glomerellaceae.